Geosmithia morbida is the source of this 2871-nucleotide messenger RNA. RefSeq names its product translation initiation factor IF-2. The record is from RefSeq and is a predicted model, not a curated record. The transcript has 2 exons. Gene Ontology annotation, biological process: translational initiation. The annotation marks the transcript as partial. Gene Ontology annotation, molecular function: translation initiation factor activity; GTPase activity; GTP binding. NCBI's taxonomy places the organism in Eukaryota, Fungi, Ascomycota, Sordariomycetes, Hypocreales, Bionectriaceae.
ACUGACCAGAUCCAGGCACAGACAGACCGGUACGUCUGUGGUCUCUGCCGGAACAAGCUUGUAGCUCCCCUGACGCCAUGCCGUCCCCUCGGCGCUGCACAUGACCUCCCCGCCGCUCGCCAGCUCUCCACGACUCGACUCCUUUGCACCUCUGACGACAACUUCCCUCCCUCGCCGAGCCAGUUCCCCGGUGCCUUUGGCCGAGCAGCAGGACUAGGCGGUGCCACGUCUUCCUUUGGAGGGUUUGGCUUAAAAAAGGCCACAAAUCAGACCGAUGGACUUCUCCCUCAUGAGAGAGAGGCCAGGCAGAAGAUGACGGCCGCGCCGGCUCCCGCCAAGACACCGCAGCAACAGAAGCAGACGCAGCAGCAGAUGAAGAAGAAGAAGAAGCAGCAGGGACAGGGUCAAGAGCAGCCUCGCCGAAGACUAGAGCAGGGUGUCGACUUCCAGGAAAAGGCUGACCAGUCGCGUUCUGCACUCGCCGACAUCUUCCAAAAGAGUCAGCAGAGUCGUCGUGCUCCUGCUAGACCGGCGUCUGGAGACGGAGCUGCAGUGCCAGCACCGGCUGAAAAUAUGGAGCCUGCUGCGGAUGCCGCGCCUAAAUGGGGAGCCUUUAGCAAACGCAAGGCUUCGACGGUCAACGAGUCGAUGAGCACCUUUGGCAAAGACAAUGCUGCUGCCGGUGCCAAGAAUGGGAACCGCAAGGCUGCUAGAGGCAGUGCCAAGAAUGGGAACAACAAGAACGGCAGCGGCGACAGCAAGAACAAGAACAAGGCAGCGGCAAAGAAGAUAGCCCCCACGGAGGAGAAGAAGUCUGACGUGCAAGAGGGCCAAGAUUUUUGGGACGAGAUGGAGGAUCGGGUGGACAAGUUUUCGAAGAAGCGCAUCAGCGCGGCGACGACAGCACCCGAGCAGCAGGAUGAACAGCAGCCGCGACGCAGGUCACGCUUCGAUGAGACCAAUGGCAGCGACGUCGACCCGAGCGGCAAACGCUCGAAAAAGGCGGACCGCAAGAAAGCCUCGCCAUCGGCACGACACGGCACAGCCAGGGUACGCGAUGACUGGGAUGACGACGGCCAGGACCGCUGGCAGGAGAAGCAGCGGCGUAGAGAGGAGAAGAAGAGGAGGCAGAAGCGGGAGGCGCUGGCGGCGGCGGCCGAAGCGACAGUGCCCAUCUUCCUGCCCGAGUUCAUCAGCGUGGCCAGGCUGGGACGCGCGCUCAAGCAGAACACGGAGAGCUUCCUGUCUGACCUGGAAGAGAUGGGCUUCGAGAAGAUGACGAGCGAAACCAUCAUGACGGGGGAGACGGCGGCGCUCAUCGCCAUGGAGUACGGGUUCGAGCCGACGGUGGAUAACGGAUCUCAGCGAGACCUGCGUCCGUCCCCGACGCCGGAGGACGUGUCGUCCCUGCCGACGCGGCCCCCCAUCGUGACCAUCAUGGGCCACGUGGACCACGGCAAGACGACGCUGCUGGACUGGCUGCGCAAGUCGUCGGUGGCAGCGCAGGAGCACGGCGGGAUAACGCAGCACAUCGGUGCGUUCGUGGUCAAGAUGUCGUCGACGGAGAAGGCAAUCACCUUCCUGGACACGCCCGGGCACGCGGCCUUCCUGAGCAUGCGGCAGCGCGGAGCCAAUGUGACGGACAUUGUCGUGCUGGUGGUGGCAGCGGACGACAGCGUGAAGCCGCAGACGCUCGAGGCGCUCAAGCACGCCAACAAUGCCAAGGUGCCCAUCAUCGUGGCCAUCAACAAGGUGGACAAGGAGGAGGCGCGCGUGGAGCAGGUCAAGGCAGACCUGUCCCGGCACGGCGUGCUGAUCGAGGACUACGGCGGCGACGUGCAGGUGGUAUGCGUCAGCGGCAAGACGGGCCAGGGCAUGGCGGACCUGGAGGAGAACAUCGUCACGCUGUCCGAGAUGCUCGACGCGCGCGCAGAGCCCGAGGGCGUCAUGGCGGAAGGCUGGGUGCUCGAGUCGAGCAUCAAGCCUCUCGGCAAGGUGGCCACGGUGCUGGUCAAGCGCGGCACCCUACGCACGGGAGACGUGAUCGUGGCCGGACGCUCGUGGGCGCGCAUCCGCUCGCUGCGCAACGAGGCAGGCGUCGACAUGGCCCUCGCCGGGCCCGGUACCCCCGUCGAGAUCCUCGGAUGGCGCGACCUCCCGGAGGCGGGCGAGCAGGUCCUCCAGGCUCCCGACGAGGACAGGGCCAAGACGGCGAUCGAGUACAGACAGGAGAUGGCGGAGCGGCAGCAGAGCUCGGUGUACCUGGAGCAGCAGCAGCGCGAGGCCGAGGCGGCGGCGGAGGCGGCGGCGGAGGCAGCAGCAGCAGCAGCAGACGGCGACGCCCCUCCGCCUGACACGACGCCCAAGGUGCGCAUGCAGAACUUCGUGGUCCGGGCCGACGUCGCCGGCUCGGUGGAGGCGGUAUGCACCAGCAUCCUGGAGCAGGGGAACAACGAGGUCCAGUCACGGGUGCUGAGGUCGGCCACGGGCCCGCUGUCCGAGUACGACGUCGACCACGCCGCCACGUCAGGCAGCAUCCUGGUCAACUUCAACAUGGCGGUGCAGCCGCACAUCAAGCUGCGCGCCGCCGAGGCGGGCGUGCGCAUCAUCGACCACAGCGUCAUCUACCACCUCGUCGACGAGGCGAGGGCAUGUCUGGCCGACCUGCUACCCAGCACGGUGUCGCACCGCGUCCUGGGCGAGGCUGACGUCCUCCAGAUCUUCCCCAUCAACGUCAAGGGGAGGAAGAUGAGGAAUGUCGCGGGGUGCAGGAUACGAAACGGUUCCAUCAAGAGGACUAGGUUCGAGGAUCUGCACGUUGACGACCAGGUUCAGACGUACGAGCUUGUCGAGGAGAAGAGGCAGCUGUAG